AAAAGGAGCGUUUUUUGCUUCAUUCUGUCAUACAACUUUAAUCCACUUUCAUGCAACUACGUGGAACCUCACUUUUAAGUACCCAUUCCUACUUACUCAUCAAUAAUUCGACUAUAUAUAUUCUACUUCCCUCAAACUUCACUUCCAUAUUAUUUCUUUAAUGAUAAAUUUAAAAUGGAAAACGAUCAAGAAAGUAAGAAUAAUAUGGACGUGUAUAGAGGAGUAAGGAAGAGAAAAUGGGGGAAAUGGGUGUCUGAGAUACGCGAACCAGGAAAGAAAACCCGAAUAUGGUUGGGGAGUUAUCAGAAAGCAGAAAUGGCUGCUGCUGCUUAUGAUGUUGCUGCAUUUCAUCUAAAAGGUGAGAGACCGAACUUAAGGCUCAAUUUCCCUGAAUUAAUCCAUACAUUCCCAAAACCCUCAAGUUCAAGACCUGAAGACGUACAAAUGGCAGCUCAUGAAGCGGCAAUGAGGUUCAAACCGUCAAUUGAUGAUCAUCCUGAGGAAUGUGGUGUAGGCCAGGUGAGAGUAGGUCUCUCACCUAGUCAAAUUCAGGCGAUUAAUGAAUCCCCUUUGGACUCACCCAAAAUGUGGAUGGAGUUAGCCGGGGCUCUAUUACCUGUCAGAGAAUACACUUGUCCCACCGAUUAUUUUGAGGAUGAAACCCCACACCAUCAUGAGUCCAUUUGGGAUUUUUAAUUACAUACAUUUUAGACAAAAUUAUUGUGGGCCAACAAAAGGAAUUUGAUGUUAUUAUAUUCUUCUUCUUGGAGGUUUAGAUUUUUGUUUAAUAGAGAUUCUUUGUAAGAAUAAAUGUUAAUAGUCUCGAGACAAGUACGUCCAUGAAGAAGGUCUAAAAUAAAAUAUAAAGGUGCAGCCUUUAAUUUUAUUUUGCUUUUUCUAUAUAGCCUUUAAUAUUUCUUUCCGUUAUAAAUCUUUAUCUAGUUUUGAGAUUUUGCGACAUUACUUAGUUUAUGUCCCAAAAAAUCACAUAGAGAAGUAUUUUACUUGAUA
Molecule: messenger RNA, 1011 nt
Organism: Solanum lycopersicum (tomato)
Lineage: Eukaryota; Viridiplantae; Streptophyta; Magnoliopsida; Solanales; Solanaceae
Product: ethylene-responsive transcription factor ERF022-like
Biological process (GO): regulation of DNA-templated transcription
Molecular function (GO): DNA-binding transcription factor activity; DNA binding
Source: RefSeq, a predicted model, not a curated record